This is a messenger RNA of Papaver somniferum (opium poppy), 756 nucleotides long. RefSeq lists its product as uncharacterized. The record is from RefSeq and is a predicted model, not a curated record. The transcript is spliced from 3 exons. NCBI's taxonomy places the organism in Eukaryota, Viridiplantae, Streptophyta, Magnoliopsida, Ranunculales, Papaveraceae. The coding region runs from base 167 to 604 and encodes 145 amino acids.
UUAAGACCACCGUCGGAUUAUGUCCAUCUCAAACUGAUACCAUCAGAUCCAAUGUAUAAAUGAAACACUUUCCCUUCUCCUCGAUCAUAUCUUCUUCUCCCUCAAUCUCUCUGUCUUUCCUUUCCUUUCAACCAAACCACGAGUUCCAACUGUAUAUCGAAAAUUAAUGGCGGAGAUAAUUGAAUCGACUGUAUUUUAUUCUUUGAUUAAAAAACAUUUUAUUGAAGUUUGUUUAGAAUCAAAAAAAGGCUGCUCGAACGAGGAGGAGGAGGAGGAGGAGGAGAGUCUGCUCGAUAUAGAGCCGCAAUGGAGAAACAAGACCCCCCAAGUUUUACUUCAGCAUCUUCUGCCAAUAAUGAUGCAAAUCUGUUUGAACAUGUUAUAUAUCAACAACAGGUACAGGUUGAAGUGGAAGAAUUAUCGGACGCAUCUUAAUAAUGUCAAUGGUGGGUAUUCAAAAUUGGAGCAAAGGAGGUGGGUGAUGCGGAGACAAUGGCAUGCAUGUGCAGGUUCUGAAACUGUCAAGUUCCAUCGAAGGAAAUUGGGUGUUAGUCAUCACUUUCCUUUUGAAAGUUCCAAAUGUAAAAAAAAUAUAGUCAUCUGACCUAUAUCCUUGAUGCGGAUUGAAAUAUUAAGAUAUCGCAUGAACAUAUGUGGCAAAUGUCUUUGAUCAAAUAUGUGUGGGUUUUAUGAAUAUGAAAGAAGCAAUAUAGAUACAUUCAUUUGAUUUAUCGAAUCUGAAAUUUACAUAUUUUU